Humulus lupulus (European hop) is the source of this 1965-nucleotide messenger RNA. RefSeq names its product probable serine/threonine-protein kinase PBL3. The record is from RefSeq and is a predicted model, not a curated record. Lineage: Eukaryota; Viridiplantae; Streptophyta; Magnoliopsida; Rosales; Cannabaceae. Gene Ontology annotation, biological process: protein phosphorylation. Gene Ontology annotation, molecular function: ATP binding; protein kinase activity. Bases 418 to 1716 code for a protein of 432 amino acids. The transcript is spliced from 6 exons.
UCAAACUACAGUCAGUUCCUUCGUUGGUGAUCCUUGUUUUUGAGAUUAGGAGGAUAUCAAAGUAAUUCACUUUCAGAAAAGCUCCCGAAAUCUGAGAAGGUCCUAACACGUCAGCCAGUUUGUCGUUUUCCAAAUCUUCCAUUUUUUUCUCUCCCUGUCUCCAUCACCCUUUUUAUUUUAUUUUUUGUUUUUUUUGGGGUGAAAUUAUAUAAAUUAGAAAAUGGACCUCGUUAUCUGUGUCGUAACGUUCUUCUCUGGAAGGACUGGGGUAGAACGAGAAAGCUAGACACAGAGGAGAUUUUUGUUUUGAAAAACAACAAUGAAGAAUUUCAAGAACAAGGUCUGACUUUUUUGGUGCCUAGGAAAAUAGAUUUCGAUAACUGUUUCUGGGUUUUCGAGUUUAAUCCUUAAGCUUUAAUGGGCAAUUGCUUGGAAGGUCGUUCUAAAGUGGAUAGCUCUCUCAGCUCUCGAACAAGUACUUCUGGAACCACACAAAGUGCAUAUAAAAGCAGCAAUUCUUUAGCACUUUCAAGUCUGACUCUUCCCACAAACAGUGAAAAAUCCACAUCAGGAAGUCUUCCCACUCCUAGGUCUGAAGGAGAAAUAUUAUCAUCCCCACAUUUAAAAGCAUUUACAUUGAAUGAGCUCAAGAAUGCUACCCGAAAUUUCCGUCAAGACAAUCUCAUUGGGGAAGGUGGUUUUGGUUAUGUUUACAAAGGAUGGAUUGAUGAGCACACCCUCAGUGCUUCAAGGGCUGGAAGUGGAAUAGUAGUUGCCAUUAAGAAGCUUAAACCAGAAGGUUUUCAGGGCCAUAAGGAAUGGUUGUCGGAGGUGAAUUAUCUUGGUCAACUUCAUCAUCCAAAUCUUGUUAAGCUUGUUGGAUACUGUGUUGAUGGGAGUAACCGGCUUCUGGUUUAUGAAUAUAUGCCUAAAGGCAGCUUGGAGAAUCAUCUAUUUAGGAGAGGUGCCAGGCCACUCUCUUGGGCUAAAAGGAUUAGAGUUGCUGUAGAUGCAGCCCGAGGGCUCUCCUUCCUGCAUAAUUCUAAGGAACAAGUUAUCUACCGUGAUUUCAAGGCUUCAAACAUCUUAUUGGAUUCAGAAUUCAAUGCGAAACUUUCAGACUUUGGUUUGGCAAAAUCAGGCCCCACUGGUGAUCGGACUCAUGUUUCCACCCAAGUCAUGGGUACUCAAGGCUAUGCUGCACCUGAAUAUAUGGCUACAGGUCGAUUGACUGCAAAAUGCGAUGUCUAUAGCUUUGGGGUUGUGCUACUCGAGCUGUUAUCCGGACGCCAUGCUGUUGACAAAACAAAAGUUGGUGUGGAGCAGAAUCUAGUGGAUUGGGCAAAACCCUAUUUGGGUGACAGGCGAAAAUUAUUCCGUAUCAUGGACACCAAAUUGGAGGGUCAGUAUCCUCAAAAAGGAGCUUUCAUGGUUGCAAUCCUUGCUUUACAGUGCAUCGGUGAGGCCAAACUUCGGCCACAAAUGUCUGAAGUUCUGCAUGCUCUGGAACAGCUUUCAGUUACCAAACAGGCACACAGUCCAUCUCAUCCCCGCCUGUCAACCGGCAACCAUAGUCCAGUACCUCCCCGCCUGUCAUCUGGCAACCACAGCCAAGUACCUAAGUCCCCAUUGAAACACAGUUUUCCUUCACCUAUGAACAAGAGUCCUAGAGGAUCCCCAGUGCCACCUCAAUUGAAAUCUCCCCGAGGACUGUGAGCUAUGAGUGGAGGGUGUACCCCAGUGUAAAUCCCUUCUGUUUAAAUCCUCUUUAACUAGUACUAAGAAGUUUUGUGGAUUAUGUUUUUGACAGCAUUUAGGUGUAGAAUGUUUUGACCAAUACAGGAUAAUGCAUAUCUCCAGCUCAGCUUCAUAUGAAGAGAUUAGUUACAACUGCAGCCAGUUUCAACAUUGUCAUGUUUCCUAUCCUAUGCACCAACUUCAUUUGAAUGAAAAGAACCCCCCCCC